Colletotrichum gloeosporioides is the source of this 1002-nucleotide messenger RNA. RefSeq lists its product as uncharacterized. The record is from RefSeq and is a predicted model, not a curated record. The coding region runs from base 1 to 1002 and encodes 333 amino acids. The transcript has a single exon. NCBI's taxonomy places the organism in Eukaryota, Fungi, Ascomycota, Sordariomycetes, Glomerellales, Glomerellaceae.
AUGCGACCGAACACCAAUCUCAACUUCACGAGUACAAUCCUCCGGGGCAAGGACGAAAUACCAAACCAAGUGCACUUUGUUUGGGCACUCUAUGAUGUUGAUUCUGAGCUCAGACUUGCCUUCGAGCAAUACUUAUCGAUGUACUCAGCCUGGUUCUAUCUGAAACCACACACUAUAUAUCUCCAUACAAACGCCAAAGAAGCUCAGAUCGACCGCGCUCGCAACGGAUCCUCCGGAAAAUGGGCUGCGCGAAUCUUCUCGAUGCCCGGUCUUCAAGUGAAAUGGAUGGAAGCCCCGCAUGAAACGAAUCAAGGAGUCAAGUUGGCAUAUAAAGAGCAUAUUUCAGACUUCAUGAGAGUCAAAGCCGUCCAUGAAUAUGGCGGUGUGUACAUUGAUUUCGAUGUACAGGUGUUACGAGAUGUGGCUGCGCUGCGCAAGAGCGGGUUCACGGCUGUCGGAGGCCGACAGAUAGAUCAAAACUUGAACAGCGGCACGUUCAUGUCGAAAAAGGGUACUAAGAUGACGAAGCUCUGGAUGGAAAAUAUGCACAAGUUCUACAACGGCGGGUGGACCACACACAGCAAUUGGUGUCUUACCAGAGUUGCGGAGAGUCUUGUUCGCGAACCAGGCGAGGUGCUCAUCCUCGACAGUAAAGCUUUUGCGCCAGUUGGUUGGAAUCCGGAGGACGCAAUUGAGUUAUUUGGGCUACAAAACGAGACUCUGGAGCUCGACAUUGACGCCGGAUUAACAGCGUCAGCGGAUGAUGGGGAAGUCAAAAUUGACUGGACUCCCAUCAAGCCAUCGUGGCCUCUGGAUUGGACAGCAACUUAUUUCUUACAUGCAUUCACUCCAGAUUGGAAAGUCAUUCCUAUCGAAGGGUUCCAGGGAGUCACGCCACGCUAUAUUCUAAGUCGUCAGAGCAACUACGCAUUAGCGACAUAUCCUGUUGUGAAGCAUAUGUACAUCAAUGGUCUCGUGACAAUGGAGGAUGGGGAGUAUUAA